UUCCCUGAUGCUCUUAAAGACAUGAAAGGACAUGAAUACUGCCCUAUCAAGAAUCGGUGUUCAUCUAAACCCUGUCCCCUUGCUAAACCGCUCUGCUAUCCUGACUUUGCUUGGAAUAGCCACACCUGUAGAGAUGGUGUCUGGGGUCAGUGGGGGCCUUGGUCAUUCUGCACUUGUCCUUUGCAUGCAUUACGUACUCGUGCUUGCCAAUCUACCUCAGGAGGCCAAGCACUGGACUGUGGGCCUGGACCGAGCAGGGAAACCAGUAACAGUGCGUGUCCAAAACCAGAGGACUCACAGCAACAUUCUAAAGCGCUUGGUAUGGAGGAUGGGAGCAUCCCAGAUAGUCACAUCACCGCCUCCACAUAUAACAGCGUUAAGUGUUUACCUCACUUCGGUAGACUUCACAGGAAGCCCAGUUUACAAGUCGACGUAUCUUGGUGUUCCAAGGUUCCUGGGAAAGUUGGCGAGUUUUUACAAGUAAACCUGGGUUCCACUAAGACAGUAACAAAAAUAGCAACACAAGGUCGAUAUACUCCAACACACCCGUCAUUAAUACAGUUCGUUAUACAGUACAGCAUUUCAUACAGCACUGAUGGCUCUACAUGGGAGAACUAUUGCAACCCAAUAAAGAUAUUCCAAGGCAACACCGAUGCAAAUUCUGUUGUAACCAACCAUUUGCCGCUACCGAUUACAGCACAGCACAUCAGAGUUAUUGUCAAGGACUUCUAUAGACAUCCUUCCUCCAUGAGAAUAGAGUUGUAUGGAUAUUAGACCCAUCAAACACACAUCAGAAUUGCUAAAGAACACUCCAUGAGAAUAGAGUUGUAUGGAUGCUAGACCCAUCAAACACACAUCAGAAUUGCUAAAGAACACUCGUCCAUGAGAAUAGAGCUGUUUGCUGUAUGGACGCUACACCCAUCAAGUACACGUCAGAGUUGCCAAUGAAAACUCGCCUACGAGAAUUGUUAGCAAACUGCACACAGUUUUUCGUUGUAUGUCCUUUUAUUGACACAUUAUUGACGUCAUAAAAUGUUCAAAACUCAAGGAGUACCCCGAGGGACAUAUAACGAAACACAGCGAGGGACAUAUAACGAAAUACCGUGUGUAAUAUUAUUACCACAUUUAAGUUAAAAAUUAGAAAAAAAUGAUUCGGAAAACGACCGGUGCAAUGAUAUAGAAACCUUCUUUCUUGUCUACAGACAAUAAUUUACAGCUAUCUAUUAUUGCCAUCUUACCGGCCAUCUCAUCUUGAUGCAAUGGUUACCUUUCAAGAUGGCGAAAGAACUGCGAAUGAAAAUUUUCCUAAAGAAACUUUCCUAUUAUAAUAACAAUGAUUGUUAUUUUAAUUUCAUACAGCCACAUGUACUAAAUAGAGAAUAAACGAACUUGGACCGUCAAACAACAUCAAAAGUAGUAUCUAUUAGUCUACGUCAAUGAACCAGGACAGGACAGAGUGUAUUACCUUUAGUUUUAUAUACUGUUGAUUCUUUGACUGUGUACUAUUAGUCAGUAAAUACAGACUAAUAAUCAUUUACUUUGAUGAUAUUUUACGGUACCACUGCGUUUAGAGCGACGUCAUAAAACCCGUGAAAUAGAUAUUACACUAAUACACCUUAGUACGCUCGAAUUACAUUGUUUUCUUUUGGGUCUAAUUUGACUCUCACACUCAAUAGUUAAAAUUAGUUUCACGGGUUUAAUGACCUCACUCUACUCUAAGCAUCUGAAUACUGCAAACUUACAAAGACAAAAUCCGGUUCACAAUGGCGAAUCUUGCGGACAUUUUGAUUCUAGAGAAUAUCGUAAAUGAAUUAACUUGUAAAAGUUAUGCAGCACACCUAGAUAAGCCAACUAAACGUCUCUUCACAAUGAUAAGACAAAAUAUACUAUUCCUUUGAAAAACGCCGUAAGUGUGAACAAGUCUUUAGGAUUCCACAACUGAUCCAGCACCCAGAAACGCACCAGUCACGCUAAGAACGUAAAUGAUUGCACUGUACAUGAGGAAAAACGUAACAUGCAGUAUAAGUAACAGAACUAUCCUAUACAUGUACAUGUACAAUCAACGCGAAGCACAACAACAGCAACAAUAAAAAUAUCGUUCAAAAUAAUAAAACUUCA
This is a messenger RNA of Exaiptasia diaphana, 2118 nucleotides long. RefSeq names its product lactadherin. The coding region runs from base 22 to 774 and encodes 250 amino acids. The record is from RefSeq and is a predicted model, not a curated record. The transcript is spliced from 5 exons. Lineage: Eukaryota; Metazoa; Cnidaria; Anthozoa; Actiniaria; Aiptasiidae.